Chrysoperla carnea is the source of this 1714-nucleotide messenger RNA. RefSeq lists its product as uncharacterized. The record is from RefSeq and is a predicted model, not a curated record. The transcript is spliced from 8 exons. The coding region runs from base 122 to 1714 and encodes 530 amino acids. NCBI's taxonomy places the organism in Eukaryota, Metazoa, Arthropoda, Insecta, Neuroptera, Chrysopidae.
AUCAAAGUGGUUUGACACUUUGAAGUAUUUUGAAUUUAUUUCACUAGGUUAGUAAAAUUAAGAAUGAAAUUUAUGAAGAUUUUUAUUUUACGUAUGAAGUAAAUUGAAUUUAUUAUAAAUAAUGGUGAUUUCUAUAAAUUUAUUUCGAAAUUUUGCCCGAAAAAGGCCAUUUACAUCGACAAUACUCGGUGUAACUGUACUUGGCUCUACUGCUUAUGCAACUAUACUACCAGACCGAUUUAAGCAUAAUAUUGGCGGUGGACUUCGUUUUUUACGAUCUUUUCGAAUUGCAGCAACAAUAUCGGGUGAUUAUUUCAUUUCUUCUAUCGGUUUAAUCGAAGGAACUUCAGAGUAUGAGGAAGGAAUGAAAAAAAUUCAUGAAAGAUCAGCUCAAAGAAUUUUAAAAGGAUGUUUACAGAAUGGGGGUUUAUACAUAAAGCUUGGUCAAGGGCUUUGUGCCAUGAAUCAUCUUUUACCCAAGGAAUAUGUAGAAAUUCUAACACAAUUACAAGAUAAAUGUUUAACCCGAAAACCUGAUGAAAUACAUGAUUUAUUCCUUGAGGAAUUUGGCAAAAAACCUUUAGAAGUUUUUGCUAAAUUUGAUGAAAAUCCAAUAGCUGCAGCUAGUUUAGCACAGGUUUUCAAAGCCAAAACUAACGAUGGUGAAGAUGUAGCUGUUAAAGUUCAAUACAUUGAUUUAAGAAAUCGUUUUCAUGCUGAUAUUAGAACAAUUAAAAUUUUACUAUUAUUAAUUGGUAGUAUACACAAAAAUUUUGAUUUUUCUUGGGUAUUAGAUGUUUUACGUGGUAACUUAAUUCAAGAGUUAGAUUUUAUUGCUGAAGGAAAAAAUUCAGAAAAAUGUGCUAAAGAUUUAUCACAUUUGAAUUACGUUUAUGUUCCAAAAGUUUAUUGGAAUUUAACAACCGAGAGAAUAUUAACAACCGAAUUUAUAACAGCGUAUAAAAUAAGUGAUUCUGAUGCAUUAAAAGAAAAUGGAUUCUCUCUAAAAGAUAUUAAUACAAAACUAUUUCAUGCGUUUGGAGAACAAAUAUUCCGAACAGGAUUUAUUCACGGAGAUCCACAUCCUGGCAAUGUUUUUGUUAGGAAAUAUAACGGUAAAACUCAAUUGGUGAUUCUUGAUCAUGGAUUAUACCAGCAGUUGAAAGAUGAAGAUCGAAUAGCAUUAUGCCAUUUUUGGAAAAAUGUUGUUUUACGAAAUGAAAACAAUAUGAAAUAUUACUCUAAUACGUUAGGAGUCGAAGAUUAUACAGUUUUUGCUGAAAUUUUAUUACAAAAACCGUAUACAAUUGGUGGAUUUAAAGCACACAGAUUAUCGCAUGAUGAAGUUGAUUAUAUGACACGUCAAGCUAAAGAGCAUUUUGAUAAAAUUAUGAAAAUAUUACGAACGAUGCCAUAUUCUUUACUAUUAGUUUUCAGAAAUUUAAAUACGUUACGAGCAAUUGCCAGAAUGCAUGGUGAUCCGGUAAAUCGGCAUAUAUUAAUGGCAGAAAUAGCAUGUAAAAAUGUAAUAACAAAAUCUUCGAAUUCUGUUUCUAUGAUAUCCAAAGCCACGAACCCAAUUCGUAUAAUACAUUUUAAAAUCUGCUUAUGGUUUUCGAGUUUCCAAAUAAAAUGUUUGAUUUUAUUCUUAAAUAUAUAUAAUUUCUUUGCUAAAAACCAAGAAUUAAAAACUAUUACAUCCACUCUCUCGUAG